Dichomitus squalens LYAD-421 SS1 is the source of this 1110-nucleotide messenger RNA. RefSeq names its product longevity assurance proteins LAG1/LAC1. Gene Ontology annotation, cellular component: membrane. Gene Ontology annotation, molecular function: sphingosine N-acyltransferase activity. Lineage: Eukaryota; Fungi; Basidiomycota; Agaricomycetes; Polyporales; Polyporaceae. The coding region runs from base 1 to 1110 and encodes 369 amino acids. The transcript is spliced from 4 exons. The record is from RefSeq and is a predicted model, not a curated record. Gene Ontology annotation, biological process: ceramide biosynthetic process.
AUGAAUACCGAGGCCGCCCCCGCCUGGCUUUCCCCCCUGCUCGUCCCCUUCUUUACGCUCUCCUACCCCACUGCCCGCCCUGCCAACCCAGACUCGUUCCCGCACGCAAACUACUAUGGCACCGGGCUUCUCGACGGGUGCGUCAUCAUCACCGCCAUCGCCCUCAUGGCCAUCCUACGAGACGUGACGCGCAUCUACGUAUUCGAAUCAUUCGCCCGGUGGAAGCUUGCUCGGGAUCUGCGACACGCGAAGCGCAAGAAACUCGCCCUUGCCAAUGGGAACGGCCAGCCCAGCGGGAACGGCAAGGCAAACGGGAAUGGCAAGGCAAACGGUGCCGUGAAUGGGAACGGACAUGCCGCAGAGUACAUCGUCACUCCCGUGGAGAGGAGGAAGAUGAACAGGAGCAUCAUCCGCUUCGCCGAGCAGGGCUGGUCCGUGAUAUACUACACCUUCAAUUUCUUCUUCGGAUUGUAUGUGCAUCGGCACUUGCCCACUUCGCUCCUGAACCCGAUCAAUGUGUGGACCAACUACCCCCAUAUACCGCUCGCCGGCCCCGUCAAGUUCUACUACCUCCUUCAAACGGCAUGCUACAUGCACCAGGUGCUCAUCCUCAAUGCUGAAGCACGCCGAAAGGACCACUGGCAGAUGAUGGCCCACCACGUGAUCACCGUCACGCUCCAGGUCGCGAGCUACUUCUACAACUAUACCCGUGUCGGGUGCCUCGUCAUGCUCCUUAUGGACUUGUGCGACAUGUUUCUGCCGCUGGCGAAGAUGUUCCGGUACUUGGGCAUGUCCCUGUGGUGCGACAUGGCCUUCGUCGCGUUUCUGGUAUCAUGGUUCGUUACCCGACACGGCUUCUUCCUCCUGGUUAUCAAGGCCACGUGGGAGGCGUGGUACGUCAUCCCGCGCAUCUGGGACCCCUCGCGCGGUCACUACCUCACGACGGAGAUCUACUACGCAUUCUUGGGGAUGUUGGUGGCACUGCAGGUCAUUCAGUUGGUUUGGUUCCGGAUCAUCUGUUCCGUGGCGUACAGAGUGGUGUCAGGCCAGGGCGCCGAGGAUGCGCGGAGCGACGACGAAGGGUUAGUCGGUCUUCUUAAUACGCUGUGA